GAGCUGCAGCCACGCAGAACCAGCAGGGCGCGGGCGGACCAGCGCGCGGAGAACCAGCUUGGCAAGGACGCGGAGAUCCAGCACGGCAGCAAGGACUGGGAGAACCAGCAUGGCAAGGAUGCGGAGAUCCAGCACGGCAAGGGCAAGGAUCGGGAGAACCAGCCCGGCACGCACGCGGAGAUCCAGCGCGGCAAGGGCAAGGACUGGGAGAACCAGCACGGCACGCGCGCGGAGAUCCAGCACGGGAAGGACAGGGACUGGGAGAACCAGCACGGCGUGAAGGAGGAGGGCGAGGACUGGGACAACCAGUACGGCCAGGAGACCGGCACCAGUACGGCGGAGAACCAGUACAACAUGCAAAACCGGCAAGUGGAGGAGAAGGGCCAGGAGACCAAGAAGAGACAGGAGGCCGUGGAGAACACCUGGACUUCGGGACGCUGGGGCGAGGACACCUGGGCCCGGAGUCGUUCCUGGGCACGAAAGGCCUUGGACGGUGAACGGCCAGAUCACAGCGACGGCUACGGCAGCUCCAGGGACAAGGGCAAGGGCAAGCGCAAGCGCGGCCGCUACACGGAGAACGGGUGGAUGGACGAGCAGG
Effrenium voratum is the source of this 598-nucleotide messenger RNA. The record is from the annotation of a GenBank genome assembly. NCBI's taxonomy places the organism in Eukaryota, Dinophyceae, Suessiales, Symbiodiniaceae.